GGCCCUUUUUGCCACUGAUGUCGCGUACAAUCCGAGUCCGUGCGAGCACUGUUCCCCGGGUAUAAAUACCCUCCCAGUCUUCUCUUCCUCAAUGAAACCGAUCAAAGCCCCUGCCUCAGGGUAUGUCGCCCCCCUUGUUCUGCCGCCACUCAGCGCGGCACCGUACCUUCUCCUUGUCGUUUAUGCAGCCUCCUCUGUGCUCGUUGCCACUCCUCCUAACCAUUAUUUGUGAUGCUUCAACCACCUUUCGCUAUUGCGCACAUCGAAGGCCCUCAUCACACAGAGCCGGCGAUCCGUUGUUCCUGCUACGUCCCCUGCACAUCGCUGGUACAAGCGUAAUGAUGAACACUGUCAAGCGGUUCCUCCACGGAACAUACGUCCCACUUCGCCACGAGCAUCAAUACAUUGACUUGGAGCGGCGUGGUCAGUCCCCUACCGCCGAAGGCGCUUUAGGACCGACGUCCUACGCGCACAGAUCCGUACGGCAUCUGGGCCUCCCCGUGACGGGGAAUUUCCACGCUUCGAGGGCGACGUUGGCGAUAGCGCGAGAUUGGUCCAGCAUGGUCGCCAGCCAUGGUCGGCAAGCUUGCUCACAUCGCGAUGCGGCGACGAUUGUCGUGCAACUAUUUGCAAAGGCCCCAAUCUCGUCGGUGCCAAAUGUUUCGACUACUGCACAACGCAACUAGCUUGCAGUAUACGCAGGAUCCCAUCGCCAACUCUGACUUCUCCGGCCGGUGUGCAACUGCCUAAAGUACACACGCACACCGGUUCCGCGUACGUAAGCACCCUGCAGCUCGUAACAACGUGCCCAGGACUACUAACGAUGCAACAUCC
This is a messenger RNA of Rhodofomes roseus, 834 nucleotides long. RefSeq lists its product as uncharacterized. Bases 123 to 686 code for a protein of 187 amino acids. The record is from RefSeq and is a predicted model, not a curated record. The transcript is spliced from 3 exons. Lineage: Eukaryota; Fungi; Basidiomycota; Agaricomycetes; Polyporales; Fomitopsidaceae.